CCUCACGCUGUCCCCACCCCCCAAAUGAUGGAUGGAUGAUGCACAAUUGCCCGAGGUGUCCCCGGGAACUGGCAAUGGUAACCACGGAGACCGUUCCUUUUCCUACUUUUGCUAUCUCACAGCACAUAUCAUACCCACACCUUCUUCUACUCGUCAGUUGCUUUGUUUACACUGCUCAUUUAUUGUGUGUAACUUGUUUCACAAGCCGGACUAGUAUGGGAACGAGCACGGACUAAGAAAACAUUCAGGCUAAUCGAGCAGCAACCACCAAACCUGUCAAAAAACCUGUACGCAGGCUACACAUUGUUCUUUUGGGCAUUUAUCAUUGCUCAAUUGUCUAUUGGUUAUCAGAGCCAAAUAAUACAAUAUACUUGCAGAUUUAAUCAUGCGCGGAGUCUAGCUUUUCAUUUACAAUGGCCUGUGCGAUCUCAAGUUUGUUUUUUUUUGUGCUUUUGUAUUACCCAAAUGGCUUUACUCCUUAAAAUGAUUAUUAC
This is a messenger RNA of Zychaea mexicana, 494 nucleotides long. RefSeq lists its product as uncharacterized. The coding region runs from base 32 to 214 and encodes 60 amino acids. The record is from RefSeq and is a predicted model, not a curated record. The transcript has 2 exons. NCBI's taxonomy places the organism in Eukaryota, Fungi, Mucoromycota, Mucoromycetes, Mucorales, Lichtheimiaceae.